Molecule: messenger RNA, 2735 nt
Organism: Lytechinus variegatus (green sea urchin)
Lineage: Eukaryota; Metazoa; Echinodermata; Echinoidea; Temnopleuroida; Toxopneustidae
Product: G-protein coupled receptor moody-like
Exons: 3
Coding region: 1315-2460 (381 amino acids)
Biological process (GO): G protein-coupled receptor signaling pathway
Cellular component (GO): membrane
Molecular function (GO): G protein-coupled receptor activity
Source: RefSeq, a predicted model, not a curated record
CCCUGAAGAGGGGUUGCACUGAUCCCGCUACCCCUCUUCAAGAUAGAGAUCUCAAACUCAUCAAUCGUAUCUUUCUCGCAGCACAGCAGCCGCCAGCAAGGCAAGCAGAGCAGCAAGGCUUGAAAUGUUUAAUGUCAACAUCAAAAUGCUACACUGAAGUUGACACUAUUAUUUCCAAAGUAAGCAAAGGAGGAGAUAUAGGUUGGCUUUCCAGUGGACCUGACUUGCUCAUCUUCAGUAGAAAAACAUUUAUGGAACAUUCUGUUCUUCUUUCAGACUUGGAAAACUUGUGGAGUCAAGUGCCUGCUAUAGCAGUUUUAAAACUUCUUUUCUCUCACUGACAAUGUGUCAAAAUGAAACGGUAUCAAGUUUUAUAUCACUGGUUAAUUUUCUAUUAGCUUCAAAUUGAAGAAAAAAUGGAAAACUAUUAUGAGCCAGGAAGCGUAUCUCACCUAUGGACAACCUGUAUACUUUUGGUAAAAUAACAACCAUUCGCCAUACAACAUUUUCAGCCACAAAGGAGCAUUAUGUCGUUUCAUUCUAUUUGAACUUUGAAAGUUGUGAAUAAAAGUCAACAAGAGGUAAAGGAUAGAGUCAAUUUAUCACUUGAUUUCUCAAUUACACGGAAUGUAUUCCAACUACAAAGAAAUGUUCAUCUAGAGCAUUGGAUGAACUGAAUCGAAAGGAUCAGUAUAUACCGUGGAUUCAUUCAGACAGGGAGAGAAUAUUAAGGAUUGAUUCACUGACCAUUCAGUAGUCAAUGGAUGAACAUCUCUAUUGCUUUCUAUGUGGACAUAAUAGGUCCAUGGUGUGAACAACCCCGUUGGAUGCAUGCUAGCAUCACUAUGGGACCCAGAUGCAGGAAAGCAUCUAAUGAGGAAUGAUGGAUGCAUGGGGGAACCAUUAAGUACUGUUACGUGACAUGUUUGUCACUCAGCUAUCACUGCAGCGAUGUGUUAAUGAGAUAAUAGACACAUGUGUGAUAUUAUAUUUUAUUGUCUCUCAAAUUGGGAAACAAUAUUUUGAGGUUGGUGAUGUUUUACUGUGGAUAAUUACAUGAAAAGUGAAGAGGAUUACUAUGACUGAUACUGAUAGGUGACUAACUUACAACUCAAGCCUUUCAGUGGAGGAUAUUCAGUUUGAAAACUUCAACAGAGGGUGACAGCGUAGACAGAGAUAUUUUUUUAGCUGGUGGAAUUAAUCUUCAAAAGUCAAGAAUACAUGCAGCAAGAUCUUUCAAAACAACUCCAUUUGGAUAUUAUCACUCUGCUGACACAAAAUGCAACAUAACCAUCUAAGGAAGGAAACUUCAUUAUGCACGAGGUAAGGAGCAUGAUGAACAUCACUCCAAGAAUGUCAACAGUAGGAGGAGACAGUCUGGUAACCAAUACUCCAACUCAUCCAUCAGCUUAUCCUAACCAAACACACACUAUCAUCAUAGCAACCCUCUUCAUCCUUGUUGGCACCAUUGGUAUGAUUGGCAACUGCCUGGUUCUCAUUGCCGUGCUGCUCUCAAAGAAGCUACAAACGGCCACCAAUGCUUUUGUUGUUAACCUCAGCAUCUCUGACUUUCUAACCUGCUUUGUACUGCCGUUUCAAGCUUCAGGGCUUUUCAGUGACAGUGGAUGGCUACUCUCCGAUGGGAUGUGUAACUUUGUUGCUGUACUAACCAUCACCACACCAACGGUCAGUGUAUUAACACUUGGAAUGAUUGCAGUGAAUCGUUAUACCUUGAUAACAAAAACAAAGAAAACGUACCAACAGAUCUACCGACUGCCUGUCAUAGCAGCUCUUGUCUCAACCACAUGGUUAUUUCCAAUAUUAACAAUAGUUAUUCCUCAGUUGACAAACCUUGGAAACUUGGGAUUUGACUACUUUUAUAAAAUCUGUAAAUGGGAUGUAGAUCUAUCCAAGAUACCUAUCUUUCAGACAAUAUCGUCGGUCACAUUCCUAGCAUCGACAGGAGUUAUCAUUUUCUGUUACAUGUCAAUAUAUCUCUACGUUCGCAAGCACAUCACUGAAAUGAAAGCGAAACGUAAGAGCCAGGUGAUAUCACUGCAGAGUAUAAGCAUAGAAGAAAACAAUGCAGCACCACAAAAUCAACGGCAAAGAUCUCCAACUAAGAGCAAUAUCAACGGGACACCUUCUCUGAGACAGGUCAAAAUCACCAAGAACUUAUGUUAUGUUGUGAUCAUAUUCUUUGUUUGCGUGGUCCCGUACUCUGUGCUGCUCCUCUUUCGUGUUCGCCACCUCGCAGUGGCAUAUUUUGCUGUAGUAUUUACUCUGUCAAGUAACAUCAAUCCGAUUCUGUACUCUGCUAAGCAUCCUGAUUUCAGGUCGGUCUUCAUCGCAAUGCUGCAUUGCAAAUACCUUGAUGUUGUUAGCCCAUCUGGGUGUCUCAGAACACUUAUUGAAAGGACAGGGGCGAUACCAAACAAUAAAAGCUCUUCAGAAUCCUAGUCAACACAGAUUACAGGAUCUUUACCCCAUCUGAAUAAUAAAUAUUCAAAGAUCUAAAAUGGUUAUCCUCAAAGAGUAAUGUAUUUUGGAUGUAUGCUUAUAUUGAACAGUCUAAACAACUCAUCUUCAGAUUUUUCAAUAACUUUAAAUUAUAUCCAAUAAUAAUAUAAAUACAAGAUUUGCCACCAGCCUACAACUUGUCCCAAAAUGCAAUACCGAUUAUUAUAAAUGCUCAUUCAUUAUCUCCUCAAUAUCAAUGUUUAAUUCCUUACCCC